UUUAUAAAAAUUUCUGUAGCAGAACAUAGAGAUUUAUAUAAAAUGAAGUAUGAGUGUUCGUUUACUCCGUUUAAAACAUAGGUAAAGGAAUUGGAUUGCAUUUUGCAUGAUUAUUUGGAAAUACUUACUUAAAAAAAAUCAUGUAUAUACAUUUUAGCAUUGUCUAAAUUCAUAUUCUGUACAUAUAUCUUGUAUAACCGAAAAAUAAUAUAAAAAUAGGAUAAGAAAAUAUAUUUGAACAUUUCAUCAAAAUAGAAUGAAUUUUCUUAAUCCAAAUCUGCUUAUUUUAUCUUUUUACUCAACUCAUAUAUUUUCAAUUUAUAUAUGGCGAUUUAUAUAUUCCUAAUCGCGAGUCAUUCUUUUUGCGAUAUAUCGAUUAUGUACAAAUUGGUUUUCAAUUGCUUUCAUUCAAUUGCUUCGACACAUUCUGCAAAAAUAUGUUCUUGUCACUUAUAAGAAAUAUCAUUAAUAUUUAGCAUGAAUUGAUUUUAUGUUAGCGCAUGUUAGCAUAAUUCUUGUUAGCGUAUUUCUUCUGAGAACACUUGAGACAUAAUUGCGUAAUGAAACGACGUCGAUGAGCGCACGAAGUACCUUCUGUUGCGUUAACGCAGGGAAUUGUCCCGGUAUUCCGGUCAAUUGCAAUCAACGAUUUGCUUGGUGCACGAAACUCAUCAAACCUUUCGCUUUUUGUGUCAUUACAUCGAUGCUCGCAAUGUCCGUAUCUCAUCUUUGCGAUAAAUAUUCCGCAAGCGCGUCAUUCAACAUGAUCAAGGCAGAUUUGGGAAACCUCAGGUCUCAUUUGGGCACUCUCGCGUUAGAGGUGAAGAACGUAAUAGAGAUGCGUGACGAGUUGAAGAGCAAGUUGAGGGAAGUGGGCAGUGUGAUCCCAAAAAUGUCAGAAGCCAUUCUCAAUCUGAGGAAUGAAGUGUCUGAGGAGAUGAAUCUACAUACGAGAAACUUGUUGAAGGCUCUGUCACCGGAGACCGUCAGAAACAUGAUAAAAAGUGAAUUACAGAUGUACGAUGCCGAUAAAACUGGAAGGACGGAUUACGCUCUUGAAAGUUCAGGCGGUAUGAUUCUUUCAACACGAAAUACCGAACCUUAUACAAUUGGUGCGCCUGUGCUCAAUCUGUUUGGCAUACCGCUUUGUCAACAGCAAAAUACACCCCGAGCCGUGAUACAGGUUACCUGAAUAUACUUAAUUUUAUUAACGUUCUGAUCCAAAAGUAUUUAUCAGACCGGUGUUUUGCCGGGCGAAUGCUGGGCCUUCAAGGGCAGCAGCGGCAGUG
Messenger RNA from Pogonomyrmex barbatus (red harvester ant), 1289 nucleotides. Its product is annotated as klaroid protein-like. Gene Ontology annotation, cellular component: meiotic nuclear membrane microtubule tethering complex; nuclear envelope. NCBI's taxonomy places the organism in Eukaryota, Metazoa, Arthropoda, Insecta, Hymenoptera, Formicidae. Gene Ontology annotation, molecular function: protein-membrane adaptor activity. The record is from RefSeq and is a predicted model, not a curated record.